This is a messenger RNA of Penaeus chinensis, 2287 nucleotides long. Its product is annotated as zwei Ig domain protein zig-8-like. Gene Ontology annotation, biological process: synapse organization. Gene Ontology annotation, cellular component: neuron projection membrane. Bases 1222 to 2136 code for a protein of 304 amino acids. NCBI's taxonomy places the organism in Eukaryota, Metazoa, Arthropoda, Malacostraca, Decapoda, Penaeidae. The record is from RefSeq and is a predicted model, not a curated record. The transcript is spliced from 8 exons.
GCGGGAGAAGUGUUGUCGUACGCUUUCUGUGUAGAAAAAAAAAAUACUCUCAAUUGUAAAUUUCCCUUUGCAUUAGCGAAUGGACGGUGGAAGUUCAGUGUACCUCGAACUCUUGUAGUUUUUUUUCUGGGCGAUAUGUAUAAUUUUUUUUUUCUUUCUGAACUUACUACAGAAGGUGGCGCUGACUUACUGAAUAAAUAAUUGCUGUUGUUUUCUCCAGGAGAGAAGAUUUGAAGGAGAACACCGGGCCGUCAGGUGUCCUAUGGAUUAAGGUAUCGAGGAAAGGAAGCGGUUCAUUUAUCUCCUCUUCUGUGGUGAAUUGUAUGAGGGGUGCACUGGAUUUAGUGGUCAGCCUCGAGAGUUUCCAUAAACAACUGGGCGAGGACUGAUGAAAGAGUCCUUGAAUUCCUCGGAAUUCGAACGGGCCAAUCUCCUCGCAGAGGGGGUGAGUGCUUCGUAAUCAUCCCUCGGCAGCGGUAGCUCAUCCUCAUCCAUUCCUGUCAGCGUUCUUCAGCUUCGAUGGCCCUGUCAAUCGAGUUCGGUGAGCGGUUACACUACUAACAAAACAUCAUCAUUGUUCAAAAUUGAGGAAUUUCUUACCUGAACAACUUGUGGGAAAAAAGUUUUUGUUAGAGAGAGAAGAACAAAUACGAAGAAGGAACUGUAGUUUUGGUAAACAGAAGGAAAAAAGUUAUUUCGAUUAAAAAUAGAUACGUUUCUAAAAGUAAGAAUGUUUGUCUAUCGAGACCUUUAAUGUUUUUUAAAUACUCUGAAUCUGUGAUGAUUCAAUAUGACUAUUUAUUUUCAAAAUGGUCUAAGAGAUAGAUAAGAAAAAAAAGCAAAUCAUAUAUUACUCUAUAACUCUUCAAACAGCACAUCUAACUUUAUCCUUGCUAACAGAUAAAAGAAGAAAGAAAGAAAGAAAAGAAAAGAAUAAAAAAAAAGAAAAAAAAAAGAAACAACAACAAAAAAGAAAAGAAAAGAAGAAAGAAAAGAAAAAAAAACACAAUUAAAAGAGAAAAAAAAACAGAAUUAAAAGAGAAAAAAAAAGAACAAAAAAAAAACAAAGUCCACGCCACUCUGGUGAAAAUUUCCCAGAUGUCACACCCGACAACAAAAAGUCUUCACGAAAAAUACGCCAUAAUAAGGAAAGUCUAGAAGUCCUUUCGUUGUACUAGAAGAUUCUGGAACUCUGUGAAGUCGCGCUGUCUUUUGGAAAUCAUGGAGUUGCCCUUAAGGAUCCGUCUCGCUGAGAUUCUCCAAUUGCUACUUGUCUUCUCUCGAGGAGACCCAACCGCCGGGACAUUCCUGAACUCGUACGGCAAGGCCUUCGAGGGCAGCGAGGGAAGGCCCCACACGCAGCCGUGGGAACCGCCCCCCUCCUCGGGCCCUGUGUUCGACCCCUCGCCCCCCCACAACGUGACUGCUGUGAAGGGCGAGAAUGCCUAUCUCCACUGCAUCGUUUACAACCUUGGUAACAAUACGGUAUCCUGGAUCCGCGACGCCGACCUGCACAUCCUGACGGUGGCGCAGUACACCUACACCGCCGACGACCGGUUCGAGGUGAUCCACUCCCCGGACUCCAACUCCAACUCCUGGAUUCUGAAGAUCAAGUCAGUUCAGCCGAGAGACUCAGGUCGCUACGAGUGCCAGGUCAACACGCACCCGACUGACCCCAUCACGUUCCCCGUCUACCUGUCCGUCUUCGUACCCACAGCCCGUAUCCUGGGUUCACCUGAGCGGUAUGUGUACAGGGGCUCGACCAUCAACCUCACCUGCAUUAUCAACCAUAAGCCUGAAUCCACAACGGAGAUCUUCUGGUACCAUAACAAUAAGGUGAUCAACUACGACAACCGGGACAGCCGCGUGAGCGUGAUCACGGACCGCGGCGCCGUCACCAAGACCAUCCUGCUGAUCCACGACGCGCACGACGGCGCCACCGGGACCUACUCGUGCGUGCCCUCGCCCUCCGCCACCGCCUCCGUCAGGAUACACAUCCUCAACGGAGACUCCACAGCCGCCAUCCUGACGAACGCCGGACGCCCUCGCCAUGUGUGCCGCGCUCCGUUCACGCUCGCUCUCGCCCUCCUCACCUGCCUGCUCUGUGACGUCACAAUCCGGGACUUUCUGAAGUGAAGAAUCUGAUGUUAUUUUUUAUGACUUUACCUUAUCGUAUACAGAUAUUAAAUAUAUAUAUAUAUAUAUCUAUUGAUGUUUUAUAAAGAAGAAGAAGAAGAAGAGAGAGAUUUUCUACUUGUAUAUCAGUCUCAAUGAAAAUGAUAAUUAA